AUUUACACAAUGGCGAAAAUUCCCCGCAACUUCAAGCUGAUGGACGAGCUCGAAAAGGGCGAAAAGGGCAUUGGCGAUGGCACUUGCAGCUAUGGACUCUCAGAUGGCGAUGAUAUGACUAUGUCAGACUGGAACGGAACUAUUCUUGGACCUGGACAUACCGUCCAUGAGAACAGGAUUUACAGUCUCAAGCUUCAUUGUGGCGACCAAUAUCCUGAUGUGCCUCCCACAGUAUCAUUCGUGUCUCGCAUUAAUCUUCCUUGUGUCAAUCAGUCGACAGGACGUGUGGAUCCCUCAAAACUCACUUGCUUAAGCAACUGGAGGAGAACUUUUGGCUUGGAAACCAUCUUGACUGAUCUGCGUCGUGAGAUGGCCUCACCCAACAAUAGGAAGCUCCCUCAACCUGCAGAAGGAACCACAUUCUAAGAGUAGAACAUGUAUUGGAUUGACAGCAAAUACAAAAGAAAAAACGAAUAAAGACUAUGUAAAGGAGCG
Messenger RNA from Lobosporangium transversale, 495 nucleotides. Its product is annotated as ubiquitin-conjugating enzyme/RWD-like protein. The coding region runs from base 10 to 426 and encodes 138 amino acids. Lineage: Eukaryota; Fungi; Mortierellomycota; Mortierellomycetes; Mortierellales; Mortierellaceae. The record is from RefSeq and is a predicted model, not a curated record. Gene Ontology annotation, biological process: DNA damage tolerance; protein K63-linked ubiquitination. The transcript is spliced from 5 exons. Gene Ontology annotation, cellular component: nucleus.